CAACAAUUCACAACGAGCUAAGCAUGUCCCGCAUCGUAUUCACGCCUACUCCCAGCACUCAACGAAUCGGUGCUUUCACUUUGGGCACGGCCAAGCGAUGGACGAGUAGCCUGGGCGUUUGGGGUGUCGGUCUUGGAACCGCCGCUGUCUUCUUCCUAUCAACAACGCCGAAAGUGAAGAACACUUUUCUGGUCAAGAUUCCAGUUCUCGGUAGCUACUACCAGGACAAAACUCCUGCCUGUGACAAGCCCUUCUAAGCAUCCUAUGAUGCUCCCUGUCAUGCAAUACCUACAAACUAGAUUUUUAGGUUCGAGGUACUUAGAUGGCAUAAUAUAAUCUAGGCUUCCA
Stereum hirsutum FP-91666 SS1 is the source of this 348-nucleotide messenger RNA. RefSeq lists its product as uncharacterized. Lineage: Eukaryota; Fungi; Basidiomycota; Agaricomycetes; Russulales; Stereaceae. Bases 24 to 257 code for a protein of 77 amino acids. Gene Ontology annotation, biological process: mitochondrial electron transport, ubiquinol to cytochrome c. The transcript has 4 exons. The record is from RefSeq and is a predicted model, not a curated record.